This is a messenger RNA of Dama dama (fallow deer), 537 nucleotides long. Its product is annotated as cathelicidin-6-like. Gene Ontology annotation, cellular component: extracellular region. Gene Ontology annotation, molecular function: lipopolysaccharide binding. The record is from RefSeq and is a predicted model, not a curated record. The coding region runs from base 1 to 537 and encodes 178 amino acids. The transcript has 5 exons. Lineage: Eukaryota; Metazoa; Chordata; Mammalia; Artiodactyla; Cervidae. Gene Ontology annotation, biological process: defense response to Gram-positive bacterium; antimicrobial humoral immune response mediated by antimicrobial peptide; defense response to Gram-negative bacterium.
AUGGAGACCCAGAGGGCCAGCCUCUCCCUGGGACGGUGGUCACUGUGGCUACUGCUGCUGGGACUGGUGCGACCCUCGGCCAGUGCCCAGGCCCUCAGCUACAGGAGAGCUGUGCUUCGCGCUGUGGAUCAGUUCAAUGAGCAGUCCUCAGAAGCUAAUCUCUACCGCCUCCUGGAGCUAGACCCGCCUCCAGAGCAGGACGUGGAGGACCACAGUGCUCGAAAGCCUGUGAGCUUCCGGGUGAAGGAGACCAUAUGCCCCAGGACGAGCCAGCAGCCCCUGGAGCAGUGUGACUUCAAGGAGAAUGGGCUGGUGAAACAGUGUGUGGGGACAGUCACCCUGUACCAGAGCAGGGGUGACUCCGACAUCACCUGUAAUGAUGAGGCGGAGGGCUCCACUACCUAUUGGCCACUGGACGCGACUGCAGGUGACUUUGCUGCUGCCGCGUCGCCCAGCCGGUGGCAGACGUGGACCUCGCGGGAGCAGUUCCUGGGCUCGCCCGCGGACUGUGAGGUGGACCGGCUGGCCAACUGCUAA